Messenger RNA from Miscanthus lutarioriparius, 477 nucleotides. NCBI's taxonomy places the organism in Eukaryota, Viridiplantae, Streptophyta, Magnoliopsida, Poales, Poaceae. The record is from the annotation of a GenBank genome assembly.
AUGUUGAUCCGGAUGGAGGGUGGCUCGGAGAAGGGCCACGCCGCCAAGGCGAUGAAGGUGGCGGCGGCGAUGCAGGGGGUGGAGUCGGUGACGCUGUCGGGGAAGGACAAGAGCCUGCUGCGGGUGGUCGGCGACGGCGUCGACUGCAACCACCUCACCACCCGCCUGCGCCGCAAGGUGGGCCACGCCGACGUCGUCGAGCUGCGCACCCUGCAUGGCGCCGGCGCCGGCAACUACGGAUACGGGUCCGGGUCUGGGUCACGGACCGGCAGCCUCUCGCGCGACGCCGGGUACGGGAACGGAGGGAGCUACUACGGCUACGCUUACCCGACGGCUACGGCGGCGCCCGACUACUACGGCCAGCAGCACCAGCCGUCGUUCCAGUACAGCUACCCACCGCCGUACGCCGCGCCCGCCGCCGUGCACUACGAGUACUACCCGUCCGCUACCGACCCCAACGGCUGCUCCAUCAUGUAG